Molecule: messenger RNA, 2353 nt
Organism: Conger conger (European conger)
Lineage: Eukaryota; Metazoa; Chordata; Actinopteri; Anguilliformes; Congridae
Exons: 5
Coding region: 244-870 (208 amino acids)
Source: RefSeq, a predicted model, not a curated record
AGAGAACUACAAAGCGCCCCCACCACUCAGAUGAAGCGCAGGUUAGCUAGCUACUUGAGUUCAAUAGCCUAUAUAUGUCUAGCUGCCACUUGGGUUCGCGGUCGUUUAGAAGAUGCAGCAGAGGCUAUGACAAAUAACCAAUCCUUUUGGACAGCACUCCAAAACGAGGAAAGUUUCCUCUGUUUAUAUCCUGGCUCGUGGCUCCAGAGAAGAUAAUUUUUUUCGGAAAAUUAUUCGAGAGACAUGUCCACAUCGACUACUCCUGCAACACUUUCGUCUUCCCAGUUGACUCCAGAUCAGCUCACGGUCAUUGUGGCGUCAAUCUCCUGCCUGGUGUUUUUUGUGGUGAUUCUAGUGCUGCUGACUAUCCUGUAUCGGAAGGACCCGCUCUGCUGCAAAGUCCGGGCUUAUCAGGAAUCGCAUCAGUACUCUGAAGCACCACCACAAUACUACAACAGUAGGCAGACAUUAGUGGGGUCUUCCUAUCAUGACCCAAGCUCAGAGAUGAGCUAUGACAACCAUGCUCAGCAGCCAGGACACCUGUUUGUCAUUGGGCAGCCCAGCAGCUACCACCUGUCCUCCUUGGAUGCCCCUCUCCCUCGCCUGCCCUCCUAUGAGAGCGUUCGCAAGAAGGACCGUCAGCGGCAGAUCCACAUGAUGAUUGCCGACCGCUUUGGCCUGAGCGGCCCUAUUCAAACCGAGUCACCUCCGACUUAUGAGGAAUCCAUCCGUCAAUCUGUGGUGAUUCCAUCUGUACAUUUUGGCUCUACCGAUGACCUUGUGACCCCCGUCUCUGCCACACAGUCCACAGUGCCACCCCACGUAGGAAGCCAACAGGACCCCUCUACCCAUCAUGAGCCAAACACCUGAGGGCCUUUCAGUGUUGCCAAAGAUGCCGGGGGAGAAAGGAAUGCACUCUCAGCCAGUUCAUAAUAAUUUUAACAAUGUAGAAAUUUUUUAAAACUUUUAAAAAAGAAAUCAAUCUUUUUCAGGAGAAUUUUGAGCUUCCUUUUGAUUGAGCUCAAUAAAAGUAUCUCUUGUGACCAAGGAAAGAGUUUAAGGAAGACAAGAGACAGACGGUCUUUGUUAAUGGGACGCAGAAGUCAGCUGUGGUUUGUGCAUAAUAGGAAUGAUUUCAGUGCAUUGAAAUGAGCUGCAAAAAACAAGGAAAACACUUCUCAACUGGAGGUUGAGAGCUCUGAACUGUCCCAUGGUUCCUUGCUGUCCCUGGUUCACACUUCAGCAGGUAAAUAAGACAUGAGGCUGCUGCUGACUUUAGAAAGUCACAUGAAUGACUAACAGCUUCAGCUGCUUCUGGAUAUGAGUGUGCCAGUUAAUGUAAAAUCCUGCUUUAAAAUGCUUAAUCUGUGAAGAGCGCUCUCACUCCUGGUUUGAGUCUCUGGUGAAAUUACUCUUUAACCCAGGUCAAAUUCCAUCUGCAGAAUCGUAGCACGGUGUCCCUGCUUUGACCAAAGAUACGUUUGUGUGAUGGAAAGCACAAGCUUUAUGUUGCACUAGAGUGCACUUUUAGUUCUUCAAUUUCAUUUUAAACAUCUUUGGAAUCCAGCCCCACCUCCACUAAGCCAGCUUCUAGCUUCUCUCCCUUACCCUCCUCCAUUACGAUUCAUCCCAUCAUCCUCCCUUACUCUCCGAGUUCAGCAUAGACAAGCAAACACAUCCUACCCAGUAAAAGAAAAGUACUCGUUGCAGUAUACAGAUGUGCUUAAUCAUUUCAGCUUGCCAAGCUCCAGUGCAGACGUACCAGGCACACAAGUUACCCCCCUCUCCCCCACACAAGCCAGGAUGUUUGUCUUAAUCAGCUCAUGCUUUGAGAAAUUUUCUGUCAUUUAAAUAGUAUUUUUAUACAAGGUAUUUUUACUUUUUCAUAUAGUUUUAAUCACUGUUGGAAUGAACUAAAAGCCAUUUGAGAAAAAUACAUUUAUAUAUAGAAUAAGCUGUCCUCGAUGUUUAUAUUCCAAAGCAAUAUUUCCCAGGCAAAAAUAAAAGGGAACAUAAAACUUACUAGAUGAAAAAUAGUAUGUUUGUUUAUGUGUGGCUAAAGAUCGACAGCAUGUUGAAUGAGGUAAAAUAACAGUUUUAUUAGAUUUUGCAUUCUUGAGCCUUGACCUUUGAUGACCCUCCACCUGAUUCCUCUGAGAUGGAAGUCAGUUGAGUGGGGGUUGAUUAGAAGGAACUUCCUGUUAGUAUAUCCUGUUCUUAUCCACAUGUGGUUUCCCCAGAUGGGACAACUCAAUGUCUGUAAAUAUUACUUGGAGGACCACAGAUGGCACCAACAACCUACUGUAUGGUUCACACUGAUGUCAUACUUAAUAAAUAAAAUAUUCACAUUUUG